Molecule: messenger RNA, 1439 nt
Organism: Ficedula albicollis (Collared flycatcher)
Lineage: Eukaryota; Metazoa; Chordata; Aves; Passeriformes; Muscicapidae
Gene: BCS1L
Product: mitochondrial chaperone BCS1
Exons: 7
Coding region: 106-1365 (419 amino acids)
Biological process (GO): protein insertion into mitochondrial inner membrane from matrix; mitochondrial respiratory chain complex III assembly
Cellular component (GO): mitochondrial inner membrane
Molecular function (GO): ATP hydrolysis activity; ATP binding
Source: RefSeq, a predicted model, not a curated record
GUGGGUGAUCUAUUGUGUUCCUUGCAACCAUUAAGUCUUUCCUCACAGGUUUGUUGCCGGAGUGCAGAAACAAUGCUGUGGAAAGGAGCUGCCUAACCUCCCACAAUGCCUCUUUCUGACUUUGUCUUGGCACUGAAGGACAACCCAUAUUUCGGGGCUGGGUUUGGCCUCGUCGGGGUGGGCACAGUCCUGGCAGCAGCCCGUAAGGGGGCCCAGUUUGGACUAGUGGCUUUCAGGCGCCACUAUAUGAUCACCUUGGAGGUGCCCAGCAAGGAUAAGAGCUACCAAUGGCUGCUGAAUUGGGUCUCCCACCACGCCAAGCAUACGCAGCACCUCAGUGUUGAGACGUCGUACCUGCAGCAUGAAAGUGGGCGUGUCAGCACCAAGUUCGACUUUGUCCCCAGCCUCGGGAAUCAUUUCAUCUGGUACCGCAGGAAGUGGAUUCGCAUCGAGCGCAGCCGGGAGACGCAGAUGCUUGACCUGAACACAGGGACCCCCUGGGAGUCUGUCACCUUCACUGCACUGGGCACUGACCGGGAGAUCUUCUUCAAUAUUCUUCAGGAAGCCCGGGAGCUGGCGCUGCAGCAGCAGGAGGGGAGGACGAUCAUGUACACGGCCGUGGGAGCAGAGUGGCGUCAGUUCGGCUUUCCCCGCCGCCGCCGGCCCCUCAGCUCCGUGGUGCUGGAGGAAGGCGUGUCAGAGAGGCUGGUUCAGGAUGUGAAGGAGUUCAUCAACAACCCCAAGUGGUACAAUGAAAGAGGGAUCCCCUACCGAAGAGGCUACCUGCUUUAUGGUCCUCCUGGAUGUGGGAAAAGCAGCUUCAUCACAGCCUUGGCUGGGGAACUGGAGUACAGUAUCUGCCUGCUGAGCCUCAGUGACCACAGCCUCUCUGAUGACCGCCUCAAUCACCUCCUGAGUGUAGCACCGCAGCAGAGCAUCAUCCUGCUGGAAGAUGUGGACGCUGCCUUCGUCAGCCGGGACCUUGCUGCUGAGAAUCCGGCCGUGUACCAAGGCAUGGGGCGCCUGACCUUCAGUGGUCUCCUCAACGCGCUGGACGGUGUGGCCUCCACAGAAGCCAGGAUUGUCUUCAUGACCACCAACUAUGUGGACAGGCUGGACCCAGCCCUGGUGCGUCCUGGCCGUGUGGAUCUGAAGCAGUACGUGGGCCACUGCUCCCACUGGCAGCUGGCCCGCAUGUUCCAGCGCUUCUACCCCGAGCAGCCCGCGGCUGCAGCCCAGCGCUUCGCCGAGCAGGCGCUGGCGGCCUCCAAACAGAUCAGCGCUGCCCAGGUGCAAGGCCACUUCAUGCUGUACAAGACAGACCCUGAAGGAGCCACUUCAAACAUCAGCUCCAGCCUGCUGUGACCGGAGGCCAGCUUUCCCUUGUGACACUGAGAGGACUGGGACGAGGAUUUGACCAUCCUGGGGAUGCCAUGAAG